ACAUUGUUGUGUGGCAAGUCUGUAUAUUGAUUCACUUUACAUUAUGUCUUCUAAAUCUGACCCUAAUUCCUCCUCCCCGGGAUUCAACAUAGUCGAAGCGAGCAUCGCGCAACAUCAGGAAGCUCUCGUGACAGGACGAAUAACAAGCGUAGAUCUGGUAGUCAGUUACCUCCUGCGCAUCGCUACCUAUGACACCGUCCAUGGUUUCAACGCUUUCACCGUCUUCAACCCCAAUGUCUUGGACGAAGCAGCGGAGUCAGAUGCACGACGCGAAGCAGGGCUCUCACGACGGCCCUUGGAAGGAAUACCUUACACCAUCAAAGACAGCUACAAAGUCACGGGUCUCUCCGUGACAAAUGGCUCGCCAGCCCUGGAAGGUUUAAUGUCUAAUGAAGACUCAGACAUUGCACGGCAGCUGCGGGAUGCGGGUGCGAUAUUGCUGGGGAAAACUAAUAUGCCUCCAAUGGCCGCAGGAGGAAUGCAGCGCGGGUUGUAUGGGCGCCCAGAGAGCCCCUAUAACAGGAAGUAUCUCCCUGCUGCCUUUUCUUCUGGGUCUUCGAGCGGAGCCGCCGUGUCGGUGGCGUGUAGUAUGGGCGUGUUUGGGAUGGCGUCGGAGACAGUGUCGUCUGGUCGUUCGCCCGCAAGCAACAAUGCGCUCGUUGCAUAUACACCUAGCAAGGGCGUACUCUCGUGUCGCGGCCUGUGGCCCCUGUACGUCACUUGCGAUGUACCCGUGCCGCUCGCACGCUCGGUGGAGGAUAUGCUUGCCAUACUCGACGUCCUCGGAGCACCGCAGCAAGAGACCGCAGGCGACUUCUGGAGAGAGCAGACGAUCGUUCCAUUACCCAUCCCCCCAAAGCCAUAUUACAGCUCCCUCGCAAAACUCGACGCCUUAUGCGGCAAACGCAUCGGCGUUCCAAGAAUGUACAUUGGGCAGCACGACUCGGAUCCCCACGCCAAACCCACGACCGUCAGCCCCGAGGUCAUCGCCCUGUGGCAAAAAGCAACCGCACACCUCGAAGCAUUGGGUGCAGAAAUCAUCCCCACCGACUUCCCCCUCGUCACAAAUUACGAAAACGACUCCGCCUCAGGACUCACAAACAACGUGCUCGGCGCCCCCGCAGACUGGAACCUCGUCGAGCGCAGCACCCUCAUCGCAAAAGCGUGGUCCACUUUCCUCGCGCAGAACGGCGACCCAAAGAUGAACAACCUCGCGGCCGUCGAUCCAGCGCUGCUGUUUCCGAAGCCGGAGCCUUAUCUGCCAGACACCUGGCUCGAGGUGCGCAACUGGGUGCACUACGCCGCGCUGCCCAGUCUCGAGGCCGCGCUCGCUGACACACCCCUCACGCAGUUCCCUGGGCUACAGGACGUGCUUCCUGCGCUGGAGGCGCAGCGCAAGCGCGACUUUGAAGAGUGGAUGGCGGCGCUAGGGCUGGACGCCGUGGUGUUUCCCAGCCAGGGCGACGUCGGGCUCGCGGACCUGGAGUUCGAGCUCGACAGCGCGAGACAGAGUCUGCAGAACGGGGUCAAGUACUCCAACGGCAACCGCGCGCUAAGGCAUUUGGGCGUGCCGACGGUGAGUGUGCCCAUGGGAACGAUGGAGGAGAGGGGGAUGCCUGUGAAUCUGACGUUUGCGGGGAGGGCGUACGAGGAUGGGACGUUGCUGGGGUAUGCGUAUGCGUUUGAGCAGCGGUGCGGGGCGCGGGUUGUGCCGCCGUUGACGCCGGGGCUGGAGAGCGAUGCGGUUGUCGGAUGGGGGGGAGUAUCUUCGCAGGAGAUGGCGGCGGUGCUGGAUUUGACCGCUGCCGCGCCAGAGCUCACCCAAGGGAAGCAGAUACUUCUGAAGGUAGGUUUUCGAGCACAUGGGACUAUGGCACGUGCAGGGGUGCUGGAGGUGUGGGUGAAUGGGAUCGAGGCGUAUAGGAAUACAUUGGACAGACUGGCAGAGCAGAAUGAGCCGAGGGAGCCCUUAACGCAACGUAGUGCACGGUUUGUGCCGCCGUUGACGCCAUGGCUGCAGCUUAGGAUCGAUUGUGAGGGCUUGCCAUUGAGGCCUCAAAAUGAGAUCCUGGGCUGGGAUUUGAAACCGUUGAAGCCAAGGCCUGCUAUGGUUGUUGUUGUUUUGAGGGCGGAGAAUGCGUUGACGAAGGCUAAGUUGCUGUGGUUGCAGUGUUAGGGCCUGGAGAGUGACCUUCUAUGUGGG
Messenger RNA from Paraphaeosphaeria sporulosa, 2203 nucleotides. Its product is annotated as amidase signature enzyme. The transcript has 2 exons. Bases 44 to 2176 code for a protein of 710 amino acids. The record is from RefSeq and is a predicted model, not a curated record. Lineage: Eukaryota; Fungi; Ascomycota; Dothideomycetes; Pleosporales; Didymosphaeriaceae.